AUGCGAACCGCAGUAUUGUGCCUUCUGCUGGUGUCCGCCCUCUAUGAACCGUUGCGCAACUCCCUCUGGCGCGUUCUGGAAGUGGGCGGUGUAGGAGGUGUGGGUGGCCUAUGCAACUUAGGUAAUCCUGGCACUUGCAGCAGCCUUGCGGGGCGCACGCAAAACUACUGCUUCAUUCCAGGGAUUGUCGCUGGCUUCACGAGCAUGGCCAUUUUGGUUCUGAUCCUAUGGACAUUGCCCAUGUUUCUGGGAGGAGUACGCAUGGCUGCCACCAAAACUGCAAGCGAAGAGAUGGAGCCCCAGGACGAAGGGGACGAAAUGACUCAGGUGACCCUUCGUUGUGGAACCGAUGGCUUUACCAUGUUGUGGAACGGCUUGUCAGCCUUGUGGUUUGUGGUGCCUUUGGCCUACUUCCUUGCAGAUCCCUUCUUCCAUCAGGGCAUCUUGAACAUCAUUUUGGGCGUGGCGGUGGCAGCUGCAUUUCCACUCAGCUGGCAUUUAUCGUUUGUUGCUUUGCCAUUGAGCAGCCCUUUGAUGCUGGGAUUGAAAUUGUCUCGGCCAUCCCUGAUGGCAAUUCACAAAUUCCUCGGCUUCAGGAGUGCUUUCUGGGGUGCCUUGCACGUCACUGGCGAAAUUAUGUGGUUGGCCCGAAGCGGGUUUGAAAACCUGUCUCUCAGUGACGCAAAAGGAGAAAACCUGCUCUACAUCCUUGGGCUUGCAGCCGCCGGCAUCUUCCUGACUCAUGUGCUGGUGGCGCUGGCGAGGCGUCAAUCUUGGCUACGUCCAUAUUUCAAAGAGACCCACCGAGUCAUUGCAGUUUUGCUGUUGAUCACGGCUACAGCUCAUUGGUGGCCCUUCGCAUUCUUCUUACUUCCAGCUGCUGCGGCUUAUGGAGCAUCCACAGCUGAAAGAGUUGCGUGGGGUGCUGAAGGCGGCCAGCAGCGCAUGGGUGCGGCUCUCGCAUCUGCAGUGAUGGGUGGCCUUUUGGGUUUGAUCGUGGUGUGGGUUUUCCGGCAGGAAUACAUGCAGCGUCCUUCUGCCGGUUUGAUGAUUCCAUUUCUUUUCCCACCAGCUGCUCUCGUGGCCGAAUUCCUUGGUGCGUUGGGAGCUGCCUCAUUGACCCUGGUGUUUUUUCCUCGACCUCAGGGUCUUCUGACAGACUGCUAG
Messenger RNA from Durusdinium trenchii, 1167 nucleotides. Lineage: Eukaryota; Dinophyceae; Suessiales; Symbiodiniaceae. The record is from the annotation of a GenBank genome assembly.